This is a messenger RNA of Linum tenue, 2784 nucleotides long. The record is from the annotation of a GenBank genome assembly. NCBI's taxonomy places the organism in Eukaryota, Viridiplantae, Streptophyta, Magnoliopsida, Malpighiales, Linaceae.
CUCUCUCUCUCUCUCCCCUCUUUUCUUGUCUCUGUUCUUCAUUCAUUCCUCAGAUUCUCUUCACUCCCAAGAUUAACCACAAAACCAUUUCCCCCCCUACAACCCUUUUUCCCAGAUCCAACAUUGUCCUGUUUACCUCUUCAAUUUGGCAAGUUAGGGUUUUCUUUUCACUUUCAAUCCCCAUCGUUUCCCCUCCAGGUUUGGUCCACCUUCCAUAAAUUUCACUGCACACGAGCUCACUCUCCAUUCCCGGUUCAUUAUUCCUAUCUGGGUCGGCUUUCCCCCGUCCCGAUUCAGCCCGCGAACUUCCUUUUCUUAGUCCCAGAUCAGAGCUUCAGUUUGGCGGGUUUUUCUACAGAAUUCGGGCUUUUUGGGUUGUUCAAGUUAUUUUCUUGGUGGGUGUAAGAAUUGCCCGACUCUCUCGUUCGGGAUUGUUGAUCGAGGGGAACUCAGACUGUUGGGAUUUGGAUUUUGGUUGGCGAUGCAUGUGACGAAUUGCUGGAAUUUUGGGGGUUAAAGUUCGGAGCUUUUUGUCUCCCUCCUUUGGCUGCUGAAGGUUAAUUAUGAGCUUUGGGCUUUGAAACCGCUCGAAAGAAGGGUUUGGAGCGGUUUGAUUUCUGUUUGGUGACUCUGCAUGUACAGGCCAUAAAGAGGGGUCCUCUGCUCAACUGUAGAGGAUCCCUGCUGUCUCCUCCUUUCUUCCCAAUCAUUGUCGUUGGGGAGAUCGUUGAAUUGGAAGAACUGUAGAGCCUCUUGGUUCUUUGAGGAUUCCUAGAAUUGGUUCUACUUGGCCUGCAUUGGAUACUGGAGAUGUUUGCUUCCGGUUCAGAUACCGGCCAUGAGAGUCUGGGAGUAGUGCCUAUGCGGUUUGUUUGGCCUUAUGGAGGGAGGAGUGUGUUUCUCUGUGGCUCUUUCACUAGGUUGGUUUGCUACUACAUAUAUCAAAGCUGCUACGGUUCUUGUAAUGACUGAUAACUGGUUCUAUGACGAUGAAUAAUCAUUUCGGUUCUGAAUGCAUUUCUUAUCUCCGCAGGUGGAUUGACCACAUUCCCAUGUCCCCGAUGGAGGGUUGUCCUACUGUAUUUCAAGUUAUUUGUAGUUUGACGCCUGGAUAUCACCAGUAUAAAUUUAUUGUCGAUGGAGAGUGGCGGUAUGAUGAGCACCAGCCGUUUGUAAGCGGUAAUUACGGAGUGUCAAAUACAGUUUUUUUACCUAGGGAGCCAGAUGUAAUCCCUGCAACUUUUAGUCCUACUGGGCCCGGGAGAUCUAGCAUGGACCUGGAUGAUGUCUUUGUUCAUUCGGAUGUGGUCCGUGGCAUAUCAGAUGCUGAUUUGGAAGUCUCUCGUCACAAGAUUUCUGCAUUCUUGUCGACACAUACUGCAUAUGAGUUGCUCCCUGAGUCAGGCAAGGUUAUUGCAUUGGAUGUUAAACUACCAGUAAAGCAAGCAUUCCAUAUUCUCCACGAACAGGGUGUUCCUGUGGCUCCUCUUUGGGAUUUCUCGAAGGGUCAGUUUGUUGGGGUUCUCAGUGCAAUGGACUUUAUCCUGAUUCUCAGAGAGCUUGGAAAUCAUGGAUCAAAUUUGACAGAGGAGGAGUUGGAAACUCAUACGAUUUCAGCUUGGAAAGAAGGCAAGUUGCACCUCAGCAGACAAAUCGACCACAAUGGAAGAUCAGAUCCUAAGUAUCUGAUCCAUGCUGGGCCUUAUGAUUCGUUGAAAGAUGUUUCUCAGAAAAUCUUGCGGGGUAAUGUAUCAACAGUUCCCAUCAUCCAUUCUUCAUCUCAAGAUGGUUCAUUUCCACAGCUAUUACAUCUAGCUUCACUUUCUGGAAUACUAAAAUGUAUAUGCAGGCAGUUUAGGCAUUCUGCUAGUACUUUGCCCAUUUUGCAACAGCCAAUUUGUUCGAUUCCUUUAGGUACAUGGGUUCCUAAAAUUGGGGAAUCAAAUCCGAGGCCUGUUGCAGUCUUGAGACCCAAUACUUCUCUCGGUGCUGCCCUGUCAUUGUUAGUUCAAGCUGAUGUCAGUUCAAUUCCGAUUGUAGAUGACAACGAUUCACUUCUGGACAUUUAUUCUCGGAGGUUUGUAUUUAAUUCUCGUCUGUCUGCUGUGGCAUUGCAGUUGGGGCAAGACGUAAGUUCCCCUUACAACGGACAGCGAUGUCACAUGUGUUUGAGAUCUGAUCCGCUUCACAAAGUGAUGGAGCGAUUAGCAAGCCCUGGGAUUCGGAGGCUAUUGAUAGUCGAGGCUGGAAGCAAGCGAGUUGAAGGGAUCAUCUCGUUAAGUGACGUGUUCAGGUUCUUGCUCGGCUAAAAGUUUUGGUUGGUAUGAUCAAGGAGAAGAAGAAGAGCCAGAACGUGUGGAUUUUCAGUCUUUUUAAGUUGGAGGAGGGGCCUAAGAUCUCCCAAUGGUCAUUCUUUCCACUUAAUUUUUAGAAUAGAGAAAUUCCAAAGAGCCAGAAAAGAAUAUGCAAAUUGUGAGUAUUCAUUUUUACCCUCCCCUUCCUUUUUCCUCCAAGCCUUUACCGUCCAUGAUGAUAUUUACUGGCUUCUUUUUGCCUCAAAAGUAAAAAGAACAAAUCUUUACAGCUUUGAUAGAAGUAAAGUAAAGUUUAUGAGGCUGAAAUUUGCAGUUUUGAGUGCAUAGGGGAACUUGGUGGUGGGCUGUAAUAAGAGAUGUAUGUGGGCAUUGGGCAACUAGUGAAUCAUACUAAUAUUUUUGUUAAUAGAUCAUCGUUCCCAAAAGAGUAUUUCUAUCUCAUUUUGCCUUCAGUUGGGUUUUCAUCAAA